AUGGACUCCCAAACCUUUAAUAUAUCUACUAAGAAGGAUAUAGCUUAUUUCAACCGCCCAGCCGACGAGUGGUGCUCUAAGAAGAUCGCGACCCAAGGAACCACAAUCACUUAUAGACUGGACCGUGGACAACUUUUUAAAGAAGUCGAACUGCCGCCGCCAGCCCAAAAAUUACUUGACGAAUUUGAAGAGACGCACAAGGAUUUGGGAACUGAUUUCAGUCCAUCAGAUAUGGAUGGAAUUGAUAUGGAAUAUCGUACUAUAGUGGGUAUAAUGGGCCUUUCUAAAAAUCUUAGAACUCUGGCACUUUAUUCAGAAUGCUUGGAGCGUUUCUCGAAAAUUUGGACACUUUAUCUAAUGACAGUAAUGAUAAAUGAUAUACCAGAAAUGUCUGUGUGGCCUACUGCUUUUCCCGUUUCGCAAGAUACCUCGGUAACAUCGUUUCUACAAAUGAAGUACAUAACGAAGACAGCAACAAUCUUCCAAAAAAAAAGUGCGGGCAUGUGA
Molecule: messenger RNA, 507 nt
Organism: Paraglomus occultum
Lineage: Eukaryota; Fungi; Glomeromycota; Glomeromycetes; Paraglomerales; Paraglomeraceae
Source: the annotation of a GenBank genome assembly